AUGGCCCCGACCCUGUGGGUCUUCAGCCUGCUGGCCUCUCCCUGCUUGGUGUGGGCCAACAUCUUUGAGUACCAGGUGGACGCCCAGCCACUUCGCCCGUGUGAGCAGCAGAGGGAAAGGGCCUUCUUGCGCAGUGCAGACUACGUUCCCCAGUGCUCCGAGGAUGGCAGCUUCCGGCCCGUCCAGUGCCAGAACGACGGCCGCUCCUGCUGGUGCGUGGACGCCGCGGGCAUGGAGGUGCCGGGCAGCAGGCAGCCGGGGAGACCCGCGGCUUGCCUGUCGUUCUGCCAGCUACAGAAACAGCGGAUCCUGCUAAGCGGCUACCUUAACAGCACGGCCACAUCCUACCUCCCUCAGUGUCUGGAUUCCGGGGACUACUCGCCCGUCCAGUGCGACGUGUGGCAGGCGCAGUGCUGGUGUGUGGACGCCGAGGGCAUGGAGGUGUACGGGACGCGCCAGCGGGGGCGGCCAACGCGAUGUCCAAGGAGCUGUGAGAUAAGAAACCGUCGCCUGCUGCACGGGGUGGGAGACAGGUCACCUCCGCAGUGCUCGGCGGAUGGCGAGUUUAUGCCAGUGCAGUGCAAGUUCGUCAACACCACGGACAUGAUGGUAUUCGAUUUGGUCCACAGCUACAACAGGUUCCCAGCCGCGUUCGUGACCUUCAGCGCGUUCCGGGGCAGGUUCCCCGAGGUGUCCGGGUAUUGUUACUGCGCCGACAGCCAAGGGCGGGAGCUGGCUGAGACAGGCUUGGAGCUCCUACUGGAUGAAAUCUACGACACCAUUUUCGCUGGCCUGGACCCUGCUUCCACCUUCGCCGACACCACCCUGUACCGGAUCCUGCAGAGGCGCUUCCUGGCGGUGCAGUUCGUCGUCUCCGGCCGGUUCCGAUGCCCCACGCGCUGUGAGGUGGAGCGCUUUACGGCAGCCAGCUUCGGGCACAACUACGUCCCGCGCUGUGGCCGCGGCGGGGCCUACGAGGCGGUGCAGUGCCAGACCGGAGGGCCGUGCUGGUGUGUGGAUGCCCGCGGGCAGGAGCGCCCGGGCUCGCGGCGCCAGGGGCGGCCGCCGUCUUGCGCUGAAAACCAGGCUUGUGCCUCAGAAAGGCAGCGGGCCCUGUCCAGACUCUACUAUGGGGCUCCAGGCUACCUCGGCCAGCGCGACUUGGACUCAGCGCCAGGAGAAGGACAGGUCCCUCCAGGAGUGGCCGGCUCUGCCGCGUCCUGCCCACCCGCGAUCAAGGAGCUCUUUGUGGACUCUGGGCUUCUCCGCCCCAUGGUGGAAGGGCAGGAGCCAGCAUCUGCCGUCUCUCAAAGUCUCCUCAAAGAUGCCAUCCGAGCGGUUUUUCCCUCUGGAGAGCUGGCUCGCCUCGCCCUUCGGUUUACCACCAACCCAAAGCGACUGCAGCAGAACCUCUUUGGAGGGAAAUUUUUGGAGAACCUUGGCCAGUUUAACAUGUCUGGUGCUCUUGGCACGAGAGGCACUUUCAACUUCAGUCGGUUUUUCCAGCAACUCGGACUGCCAGGCUUCCAGAACGGAGGGGCUGUAUUGGAGUCCAGUGCGACCGCAGGACCUCCCAAAGCCUGGCCACAGGGUGUUGCUAUGAAUGAGCCCAUUGUGGGCAGCUUUGGCUCUGAAGUCAACUUGGAAGAGAACCAAAAGGCCCUGAAGUUCCUGGCUUCCCUCCUGGAGCGCCCUGAAUUCCUCCUCUUCUUGCAGCACGCUAUUUCCGUACCGGAAGACGUAGCCAGGGAUUUAGGUGAUGUGGUGGAAAUGGUACUCAGCAACCAAACCUGCAAGCAGGCGCCCGGAGGGCUUUUUGUCCCAGCGUGCACGGCAGAAGGAAGCUAUGCGGAUGUCCAGUGUUUUGCUGGAGAGUGCUGGUGUGUGGACUCGGGGGGCAAAGAACUUCCUGGCUCGAGAGUGAGAGGUGGACCACCGAGGUGCCCCACGGAGUGUGAAAAGCAAAGGGCUCGCAUGCAAAGCCUCGUGGGCAGCCAGCCUGUUGGGUCCAGCUUGCCCAUCCCUUCUUGCACCAGCGAGGGACUUUUCCUCCCUGUGCAGUGCUUCGACACGGAGUGCUACUGUGUUGAUGCCGAGGGCCAGGCUAUUCCUGGGACACAGAGUGCAAUUGGCAACCUCCGGCAGUGCCCCACCCCCUGCCAGCUGCAGGCCGAGCGAGCUUUCCUCAGGGCGGUGCAGGCCCUGCUGGCCAACUCCAGCACAUCAGCCGCUCUCUCCAGCAUCCACGUGCCGCAGUGCCGUGCCGACGGGGAGUGGAGCCGAGUGCAGUGCGAUGGGCCCCCCGAGCAGGUCUUUGAGUGGUAUGAACAGUGGCGGGCUCAGAACGCUGAAGGCCAGGAGCUGACCCUUGCUGAGCUGCUGAUGAAGACCACGAGCUACAGAGAAGCAGCUUCCGGAAACUUCCAUCUCUUUCUUCAACGUCUCUAUGAGGCUGGCCAGCAAGGCGUCUUCCCGGUGCUGGCUCAGUACCCUUCCGUGCAAGAUGUCCCCCUGGCAGUGCUGGAAGGGAAGCCGACUCAGCCCGGGGAGAACGUUCUCCUGCAGCCCUAUCUCUUCUGGCAGAUACUAGAUGGUCAGCUCAGCCGCUACCCAGGGCCCUACUCGGACUUCAGCGAGCCGCUGGCGCACUUGAACCUUCGCAGCUGCUGGUGUGUGGAUGAGGACGGUCGAGAACUGGAGGGAACACGGGCUGAGCCGAGCGAGGUCCCGGCAUGUCCUGGCUCCUGUGAGGAAGUGAAGCUUCUGGCUCUGCAGUUCAUGAAGGAAGCGGAAGAGAUUGUCUCGGCUUCCAACAGUUCUCAGUUCCCUCUGGGAGAGAGCUUCCUAGCGGCCAAGGGCAUCCGGCUGACCAACGAGGAGCUCGGCCUCCCCCUGCUCUAUCCUUCCCGCGAGGCAUUCUGGGAGAAGUCUCUGCGUGGGCGUGAUUACGCCGUCCGCUUGGCGGCUCAGUCGACCUUCGCCUUCUAUCAGAGACGCCGCUCUUCCCUGGGUGAUUUGGCUGGCGCACCCUCCCUCCUGCAGCCGGGCCCCUACGUGCCGCAGUGCGAUGCGCUUGGAAACUGGGAGCCUGUGCAGUGCCACGCUGGGACAGGGCACUGCUGGUGUGUGGACGGGAAAGGAGAGUCCCUGCCUGGCUCGCUGACUGCCCGCUCCACGCAGACCCUUCAGUGCCCUACGACCUGUGAGAGAUCUCGGGCCAAUGCGCUGCUCUCCGGUUGGAAACAGGCUGCAUCCCCCAGGAAUCCCUCUCCAAAAGACCUCUUCACGCCCACCUGCCUAGAGACAGGGGAGUACGCCAGGCUGCAGACGUCAGAGGCUGGCCCCUGGUGUGUGGACCCCGUGUCGGGAGAAGGAAUGUCACCCAACUCGAGCAGCAGGGCCCAGUGCCCUGGCCUCUGCGAGGUGCUCAAGGGUGGAGUCCUCUCCAGGAGAGUCGGCCCAGGCUACGUCCCAGCCUGCCAGGCACAGGAUGGGAGCUUUGCCCCAGUGCAGUGCGACUUAGACCAGGGCAGCUGCUGGUGUGUCCUGGGCAGUGGAGAGGAGGUGCCUGGGACCCGUGUGACCAACAGUCAGCCUGCCUGUGAGAGCCCGCAGUGCCCACUGCCAUUCAACGUGUCAGAAGUGGCUGGUGGAGUGAUCCUGUGUGGCCCAGCCUCGGGCCCUCCGGGGGCCGCCAUCCAGCAGUGCCAGCUGCUCUGCAGCCGGGGCUACCAGAACGUGUUCCCACCCGAGCCGCUGGUGUGCAGCCUGGAGAGCAGACGCUGGGUGUCGCAGCCGCCUCAGCCCUGGGCCUGCCAGCGGCCUCAGCUGUGGCAGAGCAUCCGGGCCCAGGGACACUUCCAGCUCCAGCUCCCGCCGGGCAAGAUGUGCAGUGCUGACUACGCGGGCUUGCUGCAGGCUUUUCAGGUCUUCAUACUGGACGAGCUCACGGCCCGUGGCUUCUGCCAGAUCCAGGUGCAGACUUCGGGGGCCCCCAUUUCCAUCCCUGCCUGUGACAGCUCCUCAGUGCAGGUGUGGUGUCUGACUGGGGAGCGUUUGGGAGUCAAUGUCACAUGGACAUCGCGGCUCGAGGACAUCCCCGCAGCCUUCCUUCCUGAUUUCCGUGAUGUUGAGAGGGCCCUGGUGGGCAAGGAGCUCCUCGGGCACUUCACAGAUCUGACCCAGAGUGGCGCGUUCCAGCUGCAUCUGGACUCCAAGACUUUCCAGGCAGACACCUCCGUCCGCUUCCUCCAAGGGGACCACUUGGGCACCUCUCCCAGGCCGUGGUUUGGGUGCUUGGAAGGAUUCUCCCAAGUCUCACCCACUGGCAGUGCCGGUCCGGACUCACUGGGGUGCGUUAAGUGUCCUGAAGGAAGCUAUGCCCAGGAUGAACGGUGUGUCCCUUGCCCUGUUGGAUUCUACCAGGAACGGGCAGGUAGCCUGGCCUGCGUGCCGUGUCCGGUGGGCAGAAACACCACUUCUGCUGGAGCUUUCAGCCAGACUCACUGUGUCACCGACUGUCAGAGGAGUGAGACAGGCCUGCAGUGUGACCAGGAUGGCCAGUACCGAGCCAGCCAGAGGGACAGCGGCAGUGGGAAGGCUUUCUGUGUAGACAGCGAAGGGCGGAGGUUGCCGUGGUCGGAAACAGAGGCCGCGCUGGAGGACUCCCAGUGUGUGGUGAUGCGGAAGUUUGAGAGGGCCCCCGCCUGGAAGGUGAUCUUCAGUGCUGACGCCCCUGUGGCGCUCAGGUCCGAAGUUCCUGGCUCUGAAUCCCCACUGGUGCAGUGCUUGGCAGGUUGUGCCAAGGACCAAGCCUGCAGCUUUGUCGCGGUGUCCACGAAGGGGUCGGAGGUCUCGUGUGAUUUCUACGCUUGGACGAGCGACAACUAUGUCUGCGUGACUUCUGGGCAGGAACAAGACGCAUCAGGGAACUCAAAGGCCACCAGCUUUGCAAGUCUUAGGUGCCAGGUGAAGGCGAGGAACCGCGAUUCGGAUUCUCUGACUGUGUAUUUGAAAAAGGGCCAAGAAUUCACCACAACAAGUCAGAAAAGCUUUGAACCAACGGGGUUCCAAAACCUGCUCUCUGGAUUGUACAGCCCCAUCACAUUUUCAGCCUCAGGAGCCAAUCUGACCGACGCUCACCUCUUCUGUCUGCUUGCUUGUGACCGUGAUUUGUGCUGUGAUGGCUUCAUCCUGGCGCAGGUGCAAGGAGGUCCCAUCGUCUGUGGGCUGCUGAGCUCCCCCGAUGUCCUGCUCUGCAGUGUGGAAGACUGGAGGGACGUCACUGAAGCCCAGGCCGAUGCCACCUGUCCUGGUGUGAUGGAUGACCAGGGGCGCCGCCAGGUGACGCUGCGCUUAGGAGGUCAGGAGUUCAAAAUGCCAGGUGCCCUGGAAGGAACUCAAGGCACCAUUCCCCGUUUCCAGCAGAUUUAUCUCUGGAAAGACUCUGACAUGGGGUCUCGGCCUGAGUCUGUGGGAUGUAGAAGAGACAUGGAACGAAGGCCAGCGUCUCCAACAGAAACAGAUCUGACAACAGAACUUUUCUCAUCUGUGGACAUUAACCAAGUCAUUGUCGACGGAAGCCAAGCCCUGCCCAGCCGGCAGCACUGGCUUUUCAAACAGCAGUUUGCAGCCCAGCAGGCAAACCAGUGGUGUCUCUCUCGUUGUGUCCAGGAGCCCUCUUUCUGUCGGCUCGCAGACAUAACGGAGAGCGCACCCUUGUACUACACCUGCACCCUCUACCCCGAGGCUCAGGAGUGUGAUGACACCAUGGAACCCAGCAACCAGGGCUGCAGGCUGGUUCUGCCGCACAGGCCCACGGUCUUGUACCAGAAGAAAGCUGUGCUGGCAGAUAAAGUGAAAAACUUCUACACACGCCUGCCAUUCCAGAAAGUGUCGGGGAUUUCCAUUAGAGAUAAAGUAGCCAUGUCUGAAAAAUCCAUUUCCAAUGGGUUCUUCGAAUGUGAGCGACGAUGUGACGUGGACCCGUGCUGCACCGGCUUUGGCUUUCUGAACGUUUCCCAGCUGAAAGGAGGGGAGGUGACGUGCCUAAUUCUGAACAGCCUGGGACUUCAGACAUGCACAGAGGAAAACGGAGGAGCCUGGCGUAUUUUGGACUGUGGCGCUCCCAACACCGAAGUCCGCACCUAUCCUUUUGGAUGGUACCAGAAGCCCAUUGCUCAAGGUGACGCUCCCAGUUUUUGCCCUCUGGUCACUCUGCCGUCCCUCCCGGAGAAGGUCUCUCUGGACUCGUGGCAGGCCCUGGCACCGGCUUCAGUAGUUGUGGAUCCAUCUGUCAGGAAGUUUGAUGUCGCCCAUAUCAGCAUUGCUGCCAUCAGCAACUUGUCUGCUGCCCGAGAUCUAUGCUUGUUGGAAUGUUCCCGACACCAGGCCUGCCUCAUCACCACCCUGCAGACCCGACCCGGAGCUGUGAGGUGCAUGUUCUAUGCUGAUACCCAGAGCUGCACACAUAGCCUGCAGGGCCCAAACUGCCAACUUCUGCUCCGUGAAGAGGCCACCCAUAUCUACCGGAAGUCAGGCCCCCCGCUGCUCCGCUCUGAGACGUCUGCACCCUCUGUGUCCAUUGCCACCCACGGCCAGCUGCUAGGCAGGUCCGUGGUCAUCCAGCUGGGCACGUCCUGGAAGCACGUGGAUCAGUUCCUUGGAGUUCCGUAUGCGGCCCCACCCCUGGCAGAGAGCCGCUUCUGGGCACCGGAGCCCUCGAACUGGACAGGCUCCUGGGAUGCCACCAAGCCGAGGGCCAGCUGCUGGCAGCCAGGCACCCGAACACCUGCACCUGCCAGUGUCAGUGAAGACUGCUUGUACCUCAAUGUCUUUGUCCCUGACAACGUGGUCCCCAAUGCUUCCGUGCUCGUGUUCUUCCACAACACCAUGGAAGGGGAUCGGGAAGGGCGGCUGGAGAUCGACGGCUCCUUCCUGGCCGCUCUUGGCGACAUCAUCGUGGUCACUGCGGGCUACCGCGUGGGCGUCUUCGGCUUCCUGAGUUCCGGAUCUGGCGAACUGACUGGCAACUGGGGGCUGCUGGACCAGGUGGCAGCUCUGAGCUGGGUGCAGACUUACAUCGGAGCCUUUGGUGGGGACCCUCGGCGCGUAUCCCUGGCAGCAGACCGAGGUGGAGCUGAUGUGGCCAGCAUCCACCUUCUCACAACCGGUACCAAGGACUCCAGACUCUUCCGGAGAGCUGUGCUGAUGGGAGGCUCCGCCCUCUCCCCGGCCGCCGUCAUCAGCCCCGAGAAGGCUCAGCUGCAGACCACAGCCUUGGCAAAGGAGGUUGGCUGUCCCAGCUCAUCCAGCCAAGAGGUGGUGUCCUGCCUCCGCCAGAAGCCUGCCAGCGUCCUCAAUGACGCCCAGACCAAGCUCCUGGCCGUGAGCGGGCCUUUCCACUACUGGGGUCCCGUGGUGGACGGCCAGUACCUGCGCGAGGCUCCAGCCAGAGCGCUGCAGAGGCCUGCACGGGCCAAGGUGGAUCUGCUGGUCGGGAGCUCUCAGGACGACGGGCUGAUCAACAGAGCCAAAGCUGUGAAGCAAUUUGAGGAAAAUCAAGGCCGGAGCAGCAGCAAAACAGCCUUCUACCAGGCACUGCAGAACUCGCUGGGCGGUGAGGACGCCGACGCCGGCGUGCUGGCUGCUGCCACGUGGUAUUACUCCCUGGAGCACUCCGCCGACGACUACGCCUCCUUCUCCCGGGCGCUGGAGAACGCCACCCGGGACUACUUCAUCAUCUGCCCCCUGAUCGACCUGGCCCGCCUGUGGGCACAGAGUGCCCGAGGAAGCGUCUUCAUGUACCACGCACCUGAGAGCUACGGCCACGGCAGCCUGGACCUGCUGACAGACGUGCAGUAUGCCUUCGGGCUCCCUUUCUACCCUGCCUACCAGGGGCAGUUUGCUCCGCAGGAGAGGGCCCUGGCUCUGAAAACCAUGCAGUACUUCUCCAACUUCGUCCGGUCCGGGAAUCCCAACUACCCGCACGAGUUCUCCAGGAAGGCCCCUGAAUUUGCCGCCCCGUGGCCCGACUUCGUCCCUGGUGCUGGCGGAGAGACCUACAAGGAGCUCAGCGCCUCGCUCCCCAAUCGCCAGGCCCUAAAGCGAGCCGACUGCUCCUUCUGGUCCAAGUACAUCCGGUCUCUGAAGGCGUCCGCAGCCGGAGCCCAGGACGGGCAGUCGGCAAAGACCAGCGAGGAGGAGCUGGCGGCCGGAGCUGGGCUGAGGGAGGAACUCCUGGAGGAGCCAGGCUCCAAGAGCUACAGCAAGUGA
Molecule: messenger RNA, 8274 nt
Organism: Lepus europaeus (European hare)
Lineage: Eukaryota; Metazoa; Chordata; Mammalia; Lagomorpha; Leporidae
Gene: TG
Product: thyroglobulin
Exons: 49
Coding region: 1-8274 (2757 amino acids)
Biological process (GO): thyroid hormone generation
Source: RefSeq, a predicted model, not a curated record